Lytechinus pictus (painted urchin) is the source of this 4019-nucleotide messenger RNA. RefSeq names its product histamine N-methyltransferase A-like. Bases 221 to 1114 code for a protein of 297 amino acids. The record is from RefSeq and is a predicted model, not a curated record. Lineage: Eukaryota; Metazoa; Echinodermata; Echinoidea; Temnopleuroida; Toxopneustidae. The transcript is spliced from 3 exons.
AUAGUCUAGUGGCGUACACAAUUCAAUGUACCGCUGUAUAUGCUCGAGGUCAUCUUACGUUCAAUCGACUCACGGCUUUAAAAGUUCCUGAUUUUUGCUGAUAUCGGGUCGAUUUUCAAGUUAAUGAUAUCAUUGCAGACGGUUACUACUACAAUUGCCGGAAUACGUCAAUAACAUUCAAUAUAUUUGAAUUCAAGGGGAAGAGAUCAAGCUAAAAAAAAUGGAAACUGCCGACUUGAAAUCGUUGAUGCACGAUCCGGACUACUACACGAAGUCGUUCCACGCGUACGCCAAAAACUCGAAGAAGUUCGCCGUGUUGGAGAGAUGGGGUGAAAAUACAUUCCCCCAGCUCAUCGGAGAGAGAUUGGCCAAUACCUUCCCACAAGAGACCAAUAUUAACAUGCUGGGAAUAGGAAGUGGAUCAGGUGAAAUGGAUAGCUCGAUGGCGGCAAGUGUCAAAGCUAGAUUCGAAUCCGUCCGUAAUGUUGUUCUCGAACCUGCCGCAAAGCAACUUGAGAUGUACCGCUCCUUGGUAGAAAGCAAAAAGACCGACUUUGAAGGCAUCGAGUUUGACCUCCGCCAAUGUGGCAUCGACGAGUACCGUGCCCAGGUAGGCGACCAACCAAGCAAGUACCAUUUUAUCAGCGCCAUACAUUCCCUGUACUACGCCAAGGACCACAAGGACACCAUACGGUAUCUCUACGAUUGCCUUGAGGAGGGCGGUAUUCUUCUCAUAAUCGUCGUUUCAGAUGUCAGUGGAUUUUGGCGUCUCUGGGACCGGUUCACCCGAUUCCAAGACGGCGUUAGUCGCUACCUCUGCACUACACACAUACGAGAUAGCCUCUCAUCUCUCGGGAUCAAGUUUGACGAAUCCCGCCAAGCGUCACGCGUCGACAUCACCAGCUGCUUCCAAGAGGGAUCCGACGACGGGGAACUCAUCAUCGACUUUCUCAGCCACACCGUCGAUCUCCGGGGAUCGGCAUCGCCGGAGCUGUAUCGAGAGGUGGUCGAUUACAUGGGAUCGGAGAAGUGCGCUGAACGGAAAGAAGAUGGGUCGAUUCUCUUUAACAACGACUGGGACGCUACGAUAGUUCAAAAACCAUUGUCUAAGUAAAAUGUCUAAAAGAUGGGGGGGGGGGGGGGGUCACUUCAUACUAGCCCGUUUGGUCCUGCCCGGGCCCGUUAGAGAAGUUCUGUUUUGUAAACAGAUAUAAUAGUCCACUAAUGGACAUUAGUGUCAAGUCCAAACCAAAUAAAUUGUUGAUUUGAAUCAAAAGAGAAAAUUCAAACUAGUAUUAGGCUGAAAGUUUCAUUAAAGUCUGAUGUAAAAUAAGAAAGUUAUGACAUAAUAAAUUUCGCACAAAACAUUAUUAUGUACAUCUCAUUGUGCAAAUGAGUGAGUCGAUGAUGUAACUCUGACUCUCUCACUCACUAUUUCAUUUUGUAAAUGAAAAUGAAGAGCCUUACAUCUGUAUAAGAAUGAAAGUAUUCUCUCUAAAAAAAUAAAAUGUAUUGGGUAGACCAAGAAGCACGAAGAAUUCGAGCGAUCCGCCGUAAAUGAUAUAUAACAUGCAGGCGAGAUCCAUUCCCGGCAUUCAUCACAAGUUCCUGAUAAACCCAUGCAGUAACUUUUCCACAAAGAAAUGCGGGCACGAAAAAUCACACAAAUUUCCACCAUGCAUGAACCGGUAUUUGGGCAGAUAAAGCCCCUUUCACAAUUGACGUACGACCAUUUGCGACCUUUUGGUCGUGCGACAGGCUGCAACAGGCAUCAAUCGCUAGUCAUCUCAUAAGAUCGCACAGAGGCUUUCACAGUUGCAACAGCUGUCGUACAACAAAACAACCAGUAAACCCCGAUGCACGAGUAAGUCGCAUAUACUCUUAUUGUGCUCGUGCGAUCACAUGCGAGUGUUGCACGAGGGAUUGCGAGUGGAACGGUCGCAUACAUGCGAAUGAAACGGUAGUGCAAUGUUGUAAGCCGUUGCGAUCGGUCUUGCAACAGUCUUAUGGCCCAUAUUAUUAUCGCAACCAGUCGCAAGACAGGUCUCUGUACAUGUAGGUCGCUUGCACAUGUGCAAGUGUUGCACGACCUCCAGUCAAGUAAAUGCGACUACUUAGUUGUGCCACCUCUCGCACCAAGUCGUACAACGUUGAAAGACACUCGCACGAUGAUCGCCCGACCGAUGGUACGACCCCGGGUACGGUCUGAUGCGAGUGAAUCGAUCGUAUUUGAUCGCGUUCGGAUUUUGAACAUGUUCAAAGUUCAGAUGUGACCAGUCACGACCACCUCGAGUUCGUGCGACCGUCUACAACGACUGCGAGUGCUCGCAAGACACCAAGAGAUCGAUCGUGCAACAACAAGAAAAAACUGUUGCAGGCAGUCGUAAACUGGUCGGACGUCAAUUGUGAAAGGGGCUGAACGGUCGCAUACAUGCGAAUGCAACGGUAGUGGAAUGUAGUAAGCCGUAAUUUCGAUUGGUCUUGCAACAGUCUCAUAUUAUCGCACCCAGUCGCAAGACUGGUCUCUGUAGGUCUCCAGCACAUGUGCAAGUGUUGUACGACCUCCAGUCGACUAAAUUCGACUAUACUUAGUUGUGCCACCUCUCGCACCAAGUCGUACAACGUUGAACAACACUCACACGAUGAUCGCCCGACCGAUGGUACGACCUGUUGCGAGUGAAUCAAUCGUAUUUGAUCGCGUUUGGAUUUUGAACAUGUUCAAAGUUCAGAUGCGACCAGUCACGAUCACCUCCGACCACCUCGAGUUUGUGCGAUCGUCUACAACGACUGCGAGUGCUCGCAAGACACCAUGGGAUCGAUCGUGCAACAACAAGAAAAAACUGUUGCAGGUGGUCGUAAACAGGUCGUACGUCAAUUGUGAAAGGGGCUUAACUCACCUCAUUCGCAUUAAAAAUCCAUCUUGAAAGCGCAGCAUGGAAAAUCAAGUCCGUCUUGUCUGAAGUAAAUGCAGGAAAGAGCGGAUAGAUGAACCCCAAUCCCUAGAUAAACAUGACUAAUGUAGUUACAAUAAACUAUUAUGAAAUAAUGCGCACACAUACAGUCACGCACUAGACACUCAAGCUAGAAAAAUUAAUGAUGCAGUCAAUAUGAUUUUGAAAUUUGGCGCGUGAAUACUUAGCGAUAAUUUUGGUAGUAUCUAUCAGCAUCGACCAGUUAUCUAUAUAGGCCUACAGGGGUCGUCGAGUUUUUGUACCUGCACCAUAUGGAAUAUAUAGUUAUGUUGUAUACGAGCAUUAUGUACUGUUCCUUUUUCAAUUGCUGCAUAUUCUAAGGUAUGUAUAAAAGAAAUGGCGAUAAUAUUAAUAGUAUCUUUCAGCGUCGACCAUUUUUUCUAUAUAGGCCUACAAGGUUUUUCGAGUUGUUGUGUAUACUGCACCAUAUAGAAUAUGUAAUUAUAUUGUAUAUGAGUUUCAUUUUCUGCUCCCUUUUUUAAUUGCUGCAUUUGCUAAGGUAUUUUUAAAAAAUGGCGAUAAUAUUGAUAGUAUCUAUCAGCAUCGACCAUUUUUUUCUACAUAGGCCUAAAAAAGUUGUUGUGUAUACCUGCAUCAUAUAGAAUAUGUAAUUAUAUUGUAUAUGAGUAUAAUUUUCUGCUCUUUUUUUUAAUUGAUAAUAUUGAUCUGUAAGCAUUUUCUAAGGUAUAUUGGAUCUAUCAGCAUCGACUAUUUUUCUUUAUAGGCCUAAAUGGGUUGCCGAAUUGUUGUGUAUGCCUGCAUCAUAUAUAAUAUGUAAUUGUAUUUUAUAUGAGUAUAAUUUUCUGCUCUUUUUUUUUAAUUGCUGCAUUUUCUAAGGUAUAUAUAAAAUGAUGGCGAUAAUAUUGAUCUGUAAAGCAUCGACCAUUUUUCUAUAUAGACAUAAAAGGGUUGCCGAGUUGUUGUGUAUACCGUCCUGCACCAUUUAGAAUAUAAUAAUCAUAUUGUAUAUGAGUAUUAUUUUCUGCUCCAUUUUUAAAUUGCUGCAUUUGCUAAGGUAUAUAGAAAUAAAACACUUUUCUAACGGAA